This is a messenger RNA of Gaeumannomyces tritici R3-111a-1, 2937 nucleotides long. RefSeq lists its product as hypothetical. The coding region runs from base 1 to 2397 and encodes 798 amino acids. NCBI's taxonomy places the organism in Eukaryota, Fungi, Ascomycota, Sordariomycetes, Magnaporthales, Magnaporthaceae. The transcript is spliced from 4 exons. The record is from RefSeq and is a predicted model, not a curated record.
AUGGAUCCACCUCCCGAGAUGCCGUCGGAAGCCGUCAUGGGCCCCAAGUCCAUGCCGACGACGCCCGCCGCAAGCGACGGCCCCCCGAGCGAUGCACGUACUUGCCCGUGGCGCCGACGCCGUCGCCGCCCUCUAAUCCCCCUCCUCCUAAUCGCAGCGGCCAUUGCAAUUUUCACGCUGCGGCUCCCAGCCGUGAGUGGCGGACCUGGUAGCCGCUUCGAGGGCUGGGCGCCGGCGUGGCCUGCGCCGGCGUCGUCGUCGUCGUCGCCGGCCGGGCUCGACGGGGACGCCGGGCAAAUGGGCGUCGUCGGGCGGCAGUUCAACCCGUUCCCCUUCCCGCCCGCGCGCCGCCGGGCCGUCGUCGAGUGCCUGCAGGUCGAGAAGCCCGUCCUGAUGCCCAAGGUCGAUGACAACGGGGACUCGGCCGGCCGGGACCCGAAGGCCUCGCGGGGCUGCAGCGUGUUACUGAUGGAUCAUGUGUUUGCCCGCAGCUACGGCCAGCCCUUCGUGGGCAACUACUCGCCCCCAGAUUGCGACUUCAACAGGGUCGCCAUGAACUUCACCGUCGUGUCAGAAGGUAGGCAGUUCGACAGGCUGGCCAUCAUGUACCUCAACGACACCGAAGUCUGGCGCACGUCAACGGCCGAGCCUGUGGCUCCCCCGGGGAUCCGCUGGGAGUACCACAAGGACAUGACGCCGUACCUUUCCUUCUGGAAAACGCCCCAGACCGUAAUCUUUGAUCUUGGGAACCUGAUUGAUGACACCUACAACGGCACCUUCAACGCCACCCUGACGGCCACCUUCUUCAGGAGCGACGCGAGGACGGCGGCGGCCACCCCCGCGGACCUCAUCAUCCCCAUCACAGGCCGCAGGGGCGGCCAGGCCACCAAUCCGGUCAGCGUAUUUGUCGUCCCCGAGCAGGACGCCCGGGCCACGGUCGCGGCCUUCCCGCGCAACGCCAACCGCGCCGUGCUGUCCGUCUCGGCCUGCGGGCAGGCGGCCGAGGAGUUCUGGUGGUCCAACUUUCUCGACAGCGACGUCGCGGCCUUUAACGACACGGCCGGCGUGGGCUACGGGUACAGCCCCUUCCGCGAGGUCCGGGCCCUCAUCGACGGGAAGCUCGCGGGGGUCACCUGGCCGUUCCCCGUCAUCUUCACGGGCGGCGUCGUGCCGAGCCUCCACCGCCCCGUCGUCGGUCUCCAGGCCUUUGACAUGCGCGAGCACGAGAUCGACAUCACGCCGUGGCUUCCCCUGCUCUGCGAUGGGAACCCGCACUCCAUUUCGUUUAUUGUGUCGGGCCUGCAAGACGACGGAGGGACCAAGGCAGACCUGACAGAGAAAGUGAACUCGAACUGGCCAAUCACGGGAAAGAUAUUUGUGUGGCUUGACGAGCCGGGCUCCGUGACGACAGGCACCACCCCUGAAGUCCGCGGGCUGGAUCCAAACAUUGCCAUCUCGCGCCACCUGUCCCAGGAUGCCCGCGGAUCGAACCAGAGCCUCGCAUUUUCUGUGCAUGUGCAGCGCGACUUCACAGUAACAUCAACGGUGGUGACGAAGCACCGGACCACCACAAGCACCUGGCGGCAGAGGCUGUCCUUUAUCAUCCAAAGCAACGUGACGGAAUACGGAAAGACCCAGAUCGUAGACUUGAACGUCACGGGCGCCGACACGGCCUCGUCCGACAAGGCGUCCAUCUACGGGCACGACUACCACUACCCGCUCGGCGUCAACAUGCGGACGUCGACGGACAGCGCGGGCGCCCUCUCCCUCGCCGCGCGCCUCGACCAGGGCCUCGUGCUGCAGACGUCGGGCGCCGCCGUGUACCCCGACGGGCUCGAGGCCUUUGGCACGGCGGCCCACGGCGUCUACGCCGCGAGCGUCCUGUCGACGUCACGUCGCGGGGUCGCCACGUUCCGCCAGUCGGCCGACAAGCGGUCCACGUCGGCCUCGGGCCGCACGGCGCAGGCCUUUUCGUUUGGCGGCAACUUUGAGCGCUAUCCGGACCUUAGCUCACCGGACGGUGGUGGUGGUGGUGGUGGUGGUGGUGAUGGCGGUGUUGGCUCUCAGCCCGACGUGAUGCUGUACUUUAGGAACAUCAGCACAGAUGGUAACGACGUCGUCCGCGACAGGGUGUCCGUCUCGGACUCGGCCCUUGGGGACGCCGCCGUCGUUGCUCGCUUCGAGGGCGAGGGCGGCGGUGAGGACGAGGACGGCCCGUUCAGGCCCGCUGGCGAGCAGUUCAUCAUGACGCCGCCGCCGGCCGCUGUCGGUGGGGAAGAGGAGCAGCCCGGUGGCGGUGGUGGUGGUGGUGCUCCCGGGGCCGGGGCCCAAGGUCAGGUUUCUGGCGAGUUUGCCGUUGCCAGGUUUGGGCCGUUCGCUGGGUAUGGGGAGGCCUGAGAUAGACGCCGUGGAGGAGGAUUUGGCACAGUCUUCUUCUACGGAAGAGCUGUGACUUCCAGUCGGCGUGUUUUUUUCCAACUCGCCCUGGCCUGACUCUCGGUUUUAAUAGCAGGCCACCCAAGUACCAACCUGGGCGGACGGGCAUUGGAGUAUUCGUGCCUCACGACUGUGCGAUAGGUGGUGAAGAUAUCUAUGUGGAGAUGCGUAUCAGUAGGACACGAUCGAGGUUCCGUGUUUUCAGAGCAGGCGAGGGAUAAACCUCCCAAAAAGAGGGCUUCCCGCCUCAUACCCCUUAUACGUGUGUGAUCCACGUGACAGAACAGGAACCUAAAAGCCAUUUUCCGUCAGUGCAGCAAAUGUCACUCAUCGUGUCCUGAAUCUUGCUUGACAAUGGGUGGAUUUUGUAAGAAGCUAUGCUGAAGUACAAUGGGAGCGAAAAGAGAAGAAAUCUCAUGGCGAGAGACUAGGCAGGAAAGAGAAGAGAAGAAAGGUCCGUAUCCAUCUUCCUUCGACGCGGUGAACCAACUCCUCCCUUCC